ACAGAGAGCGCGGGCCAGAGCAGGGAAAGUCUGAGUCACAGCUCCAGCUCCUGGGGACUGCACAGCUAGCCGGUGGCUCGCGGCUUGGCCCAGUGAAGGGAGAGACACGGAGACCCAGCAGCACAGAGUCCCUGCAUACGGAGCUCACCGACAUGGUCCCUGGGUGCAUGCCAGCAAAAGGAUCCCUGCACGGCACCUCCUGAGAGACACCAGCCAGGCCCAGUGUGGACACUAGGGCACGGGCAGCACGUGGCAUGGAGCUCCCUGAGGUGGAGGACAACGCAGAGUUCCUGGAGAGGCUGAUGGAGGUGACCUCGCGCAGCCUGCCCCAGCUGGAGAUGCAGGAUCAAUACACCAUCAUCAAGGAGCUGGGCAGCGGCACCUACGGCAAUGUGCUGCUGGCAGAGCACCGGGAGCGAGGCAUGGCCCUGGCGUUGAAGCUGAUGCCGAAGGAGAGGACGGAGCGGCGGGAAUUCCUGCGGGAGUACUGCAUUGCGCUCUGCCUGUCUGCCCAUGCCGGUUUCCUGCACACUCUGCCCAUUGCCUUCGAGAGCCCCACCCAUUUUGCCUUUGCCCAGGAACUCGCGCCCGCUGGGGACCUGUGUGCCAUCGUGCAUGAUGGGGUGGGUCUCCCAGAGGCCCAGGUGAAGCGCUGCGCAGCGCAGCUGGCUGAGGCCCUGGACUUCAUGCACGGCAAAGCCCUGGUGCACCGGGACAUCAAGCUGGACAAUGUGCUGCUCUUCGACUGCGAGUGCCGGCGGGUGAAGCUGGGCGACUUCGGGCUGACGCGGCUGGAGGGCACGCCCGUCUGCGCCAUGUCGGGCACUCUGCCCUACGCACCGCCCGAGCUCUGCCUGCUCGAGGCCUCGGAGACGCUGGAGCUGGACGCCAGCCUGGACGUGUGGGCCUUCGGGGUGCUGCUCUUCUGCAUCUGCACCGGCUGCUUCCCCUGGGACGUGGCUGUCAGCGCCGAUCCCCAGUUUGAGGAGUUUGGCGCCUGGCAGAACAGCACAGUGCCAGGGGAGGCGCCGGCGCCCUGGAGGGCUUUCAGCACCGCCGCCCAGGAGAUGUUCCGGCGGCUACUGACCCUCGACCCCAACCGCCGCAGCCCAGCCAUCGAGGUGCACAAGUACCUGCCCCUGGUCUGGCUGGCAAGCAGCCUCCGGGACCCGGAUGGUGCUGGGGCACUGGGGGGCCAGUGGCACAGCCGGAGCCUGGCCAGAGAGCAGCAUGGUCAGGAACAGCCCCGAAGCAGCCCAGGCGCUGCCUGUGGCACAGACUCCCCAACCAAGAGCUCUGCCCAGACUGGGGGGAGCAAGCCCCAGUCCAAAUUGGGAAAAGAGUUCCUGCUGAGGAUCCCGAGACGAAGGGGCAGCCCAGGGCUGCUUUCUGGAGCUGCACUUGCCACAGCCAGAUAG
Messenger RNA from Gopherus evgoodei (Goodes thornscrub tortoise), 1418 nucleotides. RefSeq names its product SH3 domain binding kinase family member 3 (gene SBK3). Gene Ontology annotation, biological process: peptidyl-serine phosphorylation; peptidyl-threonine phosphorylation. Gene Ontology annotation, molecular function: protein serine/threonine kinase activity; ATP binding. The record is from RefSeq and is a predicted model, not a curated record. The coding region runs from base 255 to 1418 and encodes 387 amino acids. The transcript is spliced from 5 exons. Lineage: Eukaryota; Metazoa; Chordata; Testudines; Testudinidae.